AUGGAAAAGCCGGAGGAAACCAUCGAGAGUGCAUUGCUGGAAGAUUUUGCGGUGUUCCGAGUAUGCGACCUACAACUACACAACAGGCAGUUGAUCGGCUGCGCACCCACCGUCCAGAGUGUGUUGUACCAUGGUGCAAUGGCAAUGCGUAAAGAAGUUGACAGGAUCGUUCUUGCUUCCGAUGGCUGCGAAAUCUCGUCUGAUCUAGUUCUGAUGGCGUUGCAAGGCCAGAUGAUGAUUUUGCUGAGUCCCGAAGAAACGUGGAUGCCGUACGGCCCUGCCAGCGUACCUUACGACCCCAGCAUUAAUCCUCCGUACGUCUUCCAACCAAACGCAAACGAAACCUCAACUAACGCAGAAGAGUCUAGUGAAGAUCACAUUGCCGGCGCGUCAUCAUCAAACGGUGAAAUUGAAAUACUCAUCGAAGAAAAUCCUGUCAAGACCCCACUGUCCCCUAUCAACGAUUUGCGUGACGGUCACUCUGCCGGCGCGUCAUCAUCAAACGGUGAAAUUGAAAUACUCAUCGAAAAAAAUCCUGUCAAGACCCCACUCUCCCCUAUCAACGAUUUGCGUGACGAUCAGGGUGAUGCAUCUGUUGACGGGGAGAACCAAUCACCAAAUGUGCAACAUAAACGACCUGCUGAUCCGAUAACUGUUGAGAAGAGGAAGCGUAGGGCAACAAAUGACAUGAAAUUUCAGUCCUUUCAAAUAAACUGGAGCAAAGUUAGCGACCGCUUGAUGCAGCAGCUCGAUCUCUUCCAAAGUGCAUGUAACAUCAGCCCAAAACAACCCGUUCCACGAGAGAAGCGGGUCACCAACGAGGAUUUGAAUGAACUCGUGGCAGUAGUAGUAGAUCAACUGCGUACAAUUGACAAAGCCGUAUCGGCUGGAAUAAUGGACACAGUGGCGAAACAAAUUACGGCGAGAUAUCCCUGUCUAGACUUCUCCGACGAUGACGGGUUUAAGGACGGGAAAGGUUUCGUUGCCAUUAAGUUGAAGCUGAUCCACCGGAACUCAUAUAAGAACCGAUUCAAAGAAGAGGGUGAAGCCACCCAAUCGCGAUCACAAAAGGCAAAGUUGCGCCACGUACAGAGCGGUACCCUUCAAGAAUACUGGCAAACCACGUCCCAAGAUUGCCCUACCAGCGUGAAAUCAGUUCUGCAGAGAGAUGAACCCGACCAGUUGACGAACGACUUUCUGAUAGAAUCCCAACCAUACGUGAGAUUUUUGUUUGAUAAUGAAGAGCUGGAUGAACUGCUCUCCCGAUUCUCAGUCCUACGAAGAACCGUUUUGCUCAAUUAUCAUUUUGAAAAAGCAACUGGUGUAAACAUAUCCGACUUGAGCAAAUACUUUCUGGCCAAAAAACGCAAGAUUAUUGAUUACUCGCGAAAAUCAAAGAAGCAAACCCUCGGAGAGGAGGCCUCAACUUUAGAAAUUCUCGAUUUUUUGGCACAUCUUGUCAACGAAAAGCUCGAGAAUCUGAUCAUUCAAAAAGAGAUGGGCACAAACAUUUCGGCGAUCAAAACAGACGUAACUGGACCUAUUCUUGUCUGUAUUGACAUGGGCGAUGACAACUGUAUGUAUUACGUCUACGCUGAGAAAACACGUCUGACCGAGGGAACUCCCUGCAUCCUUGGUGCCGUCGAAAACUUGAUGACCGUGUAUUAUGUACAUAAUUUUAUGUAUGUAGAACGCUGCUCUAAAAUUCUUGAAUUGAUUCAAGAAUACUUUCUUAAAAUACUGCCAGCCACGGGCUCCAAAAGUCAGGCGACCAGAGUAGGUGGAAGGCAACGGCUUGUUAAGCGAGUGAUUCUUGCACUCUCUGCUCAUGAAGUGGAAGUUCCCGAAUAGCAUAGCUAGUAACUGAUAUUUGUUAUAUUUUGAUAAUACAAAAAUAAUGCUUAGUUCAUAAGUGAGUGAGAAACCAAAAGUAAGAAUUGAAAUGCAUUUUUACAUAGAAAGAUAAGCAUUUGUAUUAAAUAUAAUUAGUUUGACUAAGUGUAUGCUACAGGUAGUAUUAGGUGUUCAGUUGAAAUAAACAAAA
Culex pipiens pallens (northern house mosquito) is the source of this 2044-nucleotide messenger RNA. RefSeq lists its product as uncharacterized. The transcript is spliced from 5 exons. The record is from RefSeq and is a predicted model, not a curated record. The coding region runs from base 1 to 1851 and encodes 616 amino acids. NCBI's taxonomy places the organism in Eukaryota, Metazoa, Arthropoda, Insecta, Diptera, Culicidae.